CUAUUACUAAAAUCCAAACUCGCCCCUCCACCCCACUCCUCCCCUCUGGCUCCUCCUCCUCCGCCGCCGCCAACACCACCACCGUCAAUGGCUUCCCCAACCCUAAUCACUCCCACCACCACCACCCCCAAGCCCCUUCCGCUCCCCCUCCCCCCUUCCACCAAGCCCAAACCCACCUCCCCAUUCGCCGCCGCUGCUCUCCCCCAGCCCCGCCGCCGUGAGUUCAUCUCCCUCGCCGCCGCCGGGAUCCUCUCCCCAGCAUUGCUCCUACGCGCCACGCCUGCAUGGGCGGCCUCCGACGACGAGUACGUCAAGGACACGGCCCAGGUGAUCAGCAAGGUCCGGACGACCAUCGGAAUGGACAAGACCGACCCCAACGUGGCAUCGGCGGUGGCGGAGCUGAGAGAGACCUCCAAUUCAUGGGUGGCGAAGUACAGGAGGGAGAAGGCCCUGCUCGGCAAGCCGUCGUUCCGGGACAUCUACUCCGCCCUCAACGCCGUCUCCGGCCACUACAUUAGCUUCGGCCCCACAGCGCCGAUUCCGGCGAAGAGGAAGGCCAGAAUACUGGAGGAGAUGGACACGGCCGAGAAGGCUUUGUUGAGAGGAAGAUGAAUGUGAGAAGGGGGAUUCUUUCUCAGUGUCAGUGUGGCAAAUUUUUUUCCCCCCUAAUUUUGUAUAAUUUGUUAACUACUUGAAGUUUACUUUUGGAAAGUAUGAGAUGAAUAUUAAUGAGGUUUAGUUAUUGGAAAUCGGGGUGGAAGUUCAUUCAAUUAA
This is a messenger RNA of Diospyros lotus (date-plum), 774 nucleotides long. Its product is annotated as photosystem II repair protein PSB27-H1, chloroplastic. Lineage: Eukaryota; Viridiplantae; Streptophyta; Magnoliopsida; Ericales; Ebenaceae. Gene Ontology annotation, cellular component: chloroplast thylakoid lumen; photosystem II. Gene Ontology annotation, biological process: photosystem II assembly; photosystem II repair. The record is from RefSeq and is a predicted model, not a curated record. The transcript has a single exon. The coding region runs from base 88 to 612 and encodes 174 amino acids.